GCCAAAAAACAAGUCAACCCGACUGCGAAGCAUGCGCAGUGCGCGGAUGCCAUAUUGGAAGGAGAGGGGAGCCGUAGUCGCGGAGGAAGAGGAGGGAGAAAGGAUCGGGAGCCACUCUGGAUCGGAACCCGAGUGACGCCGGAGGGGCUCCUUGGGGGCUCCCGCGGAUGGGGAGGGAGAGGAGCGGGGACAAGGGAGCGGGGAAGCAACUUCCUGCAGGAAGCAGACUCUCCAAGAUGAAUUAAGAGACCCUUUACCUGAGCAAUGGAGACAAGGGGCUCUGUGAUCUUCAGCCUGCAAGAGUCUCAACUUCACUCUGCAGAGAAGAAUCCAAGUCCAACUAAUGGGAGCACAGAGCAGUUUGAUUCAGAAGAUGAAAGCUCCAAUUCUGAGGAUGUUGAUUUCAACUGGGAUGAAUACUUGGAAGAAUCAGAAUCUAUUGCUGCCCCUCAUUCUUCAUUUAAGCACGUUGAAAUCAGCCUCCAGAGCAGCUUCCAGCCAGGCAUGAAGCUCGAAGUGGCCAACAAGCAUGACUCAGACACGUAUUGGGUGGCCACGAUCAUUACGACGUGUGGGCAGCUCUUGCUCCUACGGUAUUCUGGCUACGAAGAUGACCGCCGAGCCGAUUUCUGGUGUGACGUCAUGACUGCGGAUCUCCACCCUGUAGGCUGGUGCACCCAGAAUAACAAAGUGUUGAUGCCUCCCAAUGCAAUCAAAGAGAAAUACACAGACUGGACAGAGUUUCUCAUACGUGAUUUGACUGGUUCACGAACAGCACCUGCCAAUUUAUUAGAAGGCCCUCUGCGAGGGAAAAAUCCUGUAGACCUCAUUACAGUUGAUUCCUUAAUAGAGCUGCAGGAUUCGCAGAAUCCCUUUCAGUACUGGAUAGUUAGUGUGCUUGGAAAUGUUGGAGGAAGAUUACGCCUUCGCUAUGUGGGACUGCAGGACACUGAAUCCUAUGACCAGUGGUUGUUUUACUUGGAUUACAGACUUCGGCCAGUUGGUUGGUGCCAAGAGAAUCAAUACAGAAUGGAUCCACCUGCAGAAAUCUAUGCUCUGAAGACUGUGGCUGAAUGGAAAGCUGCUCUGGAUAAAUCCCUUAUUGAAGCAGCCAAGUCUCCCCUGCCAGUGGAAGUGUUUAAGGAUCAUGCUGACUUGAAAAACCACCAGUUCAUGGUGGGAAUGAAGUUGGAAGCAGUGGAUGUAAAAGAGCCAUGCAGUAUUUGCCCUGCCACAGUAACAAAGGUUUUUAGUCACCAUUUUGUCCAAGUAACCAUUGAUGACCUCUGUCCGGAGGCAACAGCCACCACGAUCCUUUGCCAUGCCGAUUCCUUAGGGAUCAUGCCAGUCCAGUGGUGCCUUAAAAAUGGAGUCCAUCUCACGCCUCCCAAAGGGUAUUCAAGCCAGGACUUUGACUGGGCAGAUUACCAAAAGCAGUGUGGAGCAGAAGCAGCUCCCCCAUUAUGCUUCAGAAAUGUUUCCAGCCGAGGCUUUACGAAAAAUAUGAAGCUUGAGGCCGUCAACCCCAAGAAUCGAGCUGAAAUCUGUGUGGCAUCUGUUUCAGCAGUAAAAGGAAGAUUAAUGUGGCUCCAUUUUGAGGGUUUACAGGUCCCUGCUCCAGAAUACAUAGUUGAUGUAGAAUCGAUGGACAUAUUCCCAGUUGGGUGGUGCGAAGCGAAUGCUUACAGGCUCCUGGCACCGCAUAAACCAAUUUUACAGAGGAAGAGAAAGAUUGCUGUCGUACAACCCGAAAAGAAGGUACCACCUGGAGUGCCUGUUGAAAAGAUGAUACACGACCCCUGUGUUAUUCCACAGGCAGAAGCAAUGGGUACCAUCAACGGGAGGUACAGCUGCCCAGCCCUGUUCAUCAACCAUCGCUGCUUCUCAGGACCACAUCUGAACAAAGGAAGGUUGGCAGAGCUGCCCCAGUCUGUGGGCCCAGGGAAGUGCGUGCUAGUCCUUAAAGAGGUCCUUAGCAUGGUCAUCAACUCCGCCUACAGACCCGGGAGUGUUUUGCGGGAGCUGCAACUUGUGGAGAACCCCAGGUGGAAUUUUCAAGAGGAGACCCUCAAAGCAAAAUACCGAGGGAAAACCUACAGAGCGACCGUCAAGAUUGUCCGUACAUCUGAUCAAGUCCUGGAUUUCUGCCGGAGGGUUUGUGCUAAGUUGGAAUGCUGUCCGAAUUUAUUCAGCCCUGUUCCUGUUACUGAAGCCUGCCCAGAGAACUGUACCAUUCAAACCAAAACUAAGUACGCUUGUUACGAUGGAAGGAGGAGGAAAGUCAUUAAGCCUCCAGCUAAUGAGAAGGACAGCCUGCGCAGCCUGGUGAACCGAGAAGGCAAGCCAGGCAGGCAGAGGAAGAGGCGGAAACUCAUCUUGGUGCACAGGAAGAGGCGGUCGUCCGCAACGGAUUUCAACCCAACAGAAUCUGCAGAGGAGAGUGAUGAGGAAGACUCAGAGGCUCUGGAUGAUGAGACUUGGAGUGAGGAGACCAGCCCAGAUGCACACACUGACCAGGUGGACACCUCUUCCUCAGACCUGCCUCCAACAAAGUCUACAAGCACAAUGAAGUUGCGCAGCAGUGCCGAUAUGGACCGAGUCCCUCACUCCGAGAGAGGAAGAAGAGCACAGAAGGCAUUGUCCCUCUUGCACGCCAAAGAAGAGAAGAGGGCUCGGUUUAAACAAGAAAUAAAGCAAGAGCCAGACGAAAAGCUCAUUCUGGAGACGAACCCCUUGGGAUGGACUGUAUCAGACGUGGUGAGGUUCAUCAAGCUCACGGAUUGUGCUCCUCUUGCCAAAAUAUUUCAGGAACAGGAUAUUGAUGGCCAAGCUCUGCUUCUGCUGACCCUUCCAACAGUUCAGGAAUGCAUGGACCUGAAGCUUGGCCCUGCCAUCAAACUCUGCCACCAGAUUGAACGGGUCAAACUAGCCUUCUAUGCCCAGUAUGCCAACUGACCACCCUGGCUCCACAUUCUCCUAAGAGAGAACAAACUUAAUAAGUAACUAGAGUGAUGCUGAAUCGACCAAAAAUUAUAAAGAUGACCAUUGUAGAAGAUAAGGACUCAAGAUACAAGGAAGCUCAUAAACUACGGAUCAAGAGUCUAUGCUCUUCAGUGUGUUUGGGACUUCCAACUCACACAAUUCACUGUGUUUUGGACUUCAACUCCCACAAUUCGUAACAGCCUCAGGCCCUUUCCUUUU
This is a messenger RNA of Anolis sagrei ordinatus, 3201 nucleotides long. It is a transcript of the gene SFMBT2, whose product is annotated as Scm like with four mbt domains 2. The record is from RefSeq and is a predicted model, not a curated record. Gene Ontology annotation, cellular component: nucleus. Lineage: Eukaryota; Metazoa; Chordata; Lepidosauria; Squamata; Anolidae. Gene Ontology annotation, molecular function: transcription corepressor activity; chromatin binding; histone binding. Gene Ontology annotation, biological process: negative regulation of DNA-templated transcription.